Molecule: messenger RNA, 231 nt
Organism: Helobdella robusta
Lineage: Eukaryota; Metazoa; Annelida; Clitellata; Rhynchobdellida; Glossiphoniidae
Exons: 2
Biological process (GO): regulation of transcription by RNA polymerase II
Cellular component (GO): nucleus
Molecular function (GO): RNA polymerase II cis-regulatory region sequence-specific DNA binding; DNA-binding transcription factor activity, RNA polymerase II-specific
Source: RefSeq, a predicted model, not a curated record
GUAGAAGAAUUAGAUACAAAAGAUGUCGCUGAAAGGGUGACUAAUGAAUUAAGACGACUGAACAUCUCUCAACUCAUCUUCGCGCAGAAAGUUCUAGGUCGAAGUCAGGGCACUCUGAGUGACCUCCUAAGAAACCCCAGGCCGUGGGCAAAGAUGAAAUCGGGUAGGGAGACUUUUGGAAGGAUGUUGAAAUGGCUUCAGGAGUCAGACGCUGAGAGGCUAAGUAUUUUA